This is a messenger RNA of Fukomys damarensis (Damara mole-rat), 1573 nucleotides long. Its product is annotated as calreticulin-like. Gene Ontology annotation, cellular component: endoplasmic reticulum membrane; endoplasmic reticulum. The coding region runs from base 1 to 1494 and encodes 497 amino acids. Lineage: Eukaryota; Metazoa; Chordata; Mammalia; Rodentia; Bathyergidae. Gene Ontology annotation, biological process: protein folding. Gene Ontology annotation, molecular function: calcium ion binding. The record is from RefSeq and is a predicted model, not a curated record. The transcript has 10 exons.
AUGAAAACUUGGCUGAAGAGACUUUCAGAGACAAAGGGCCUCUGUGCCCAGCUGGCGUGGACAUGCGGAGGACAGCCCGGCAGGGAAGAGGGACACCCUGCUGCUCGGCCUCCCACUGCUAAGCCAUUGAGACCAUCUGCGACUCCAGGAGACUUGGACAGGCUGAGCCAGGGGAAGAAUCGCCCUGGACGGACGCCCAGACCAGAGAGGCCUGGUCCGGCUGGGCUUGCCAGGUCUCAAGAGAAUAGAAUACUGUCACUAGUCUCUUUACUUGAUGCAUGGAAAAAACGAUGGGUGCAAUCUAAACAUCAGCCGGAUUAUGGUAAAUUUCAGCUCACUGCAGGAAGAUUUUAUGGACACAUAGAGAAGGAUAAAGGUCUCCAGACCACGGAAGACGCCAAGUUUUAUGCCCUUUCUACCAGGUUUAAGCCAUUCAGCAAUGAGAAUGAGACCUUGGUGGUUCAGUUUUCAGUCAAACACGAACAGGGCAUCGACUGUGGUGGCGGAUAUGUGAAACUCUUUCCUGCCACGCUAAACCAGGAAGACAUGCAUUCGGAAUCCGAGUAUUACAUCAUGUUUGGCCCUGACAUCUGUGGCUUUGGCAAUAACAUCGUGCAGGUCAUCCUUCAGUACCAAGGGAAAUACCAUGCAAACAACAAGACCAUCAAGUGCAGGAUCAAUAAAGAUACUCACCUAUACACUUUGAUCAUUCACCCCAAUGCUACUUAUGUGGUCAAAAUUGACAAUGAGCAAGUGACAGCUGGGGAACUGGAGGAUGACUGGGACUUCUUGCCUCCCCGGAAAAUAAAAGACCCCUAUGCCCGGAAACCAAGGAAAUGGGACGAACGUCUGCAAAUAGAGGAUCCUGAAGAUAAGAAACCCGAGGAUUGGGAGGACUUUGAGUUCAUCCCAGACCCAGAUGCCAAGAAGCCGGACGACUGGAAUGAGGCAAUAGAUGGACAGUGGGAAGGACCUCUGAUCCCAAACCUGAAGUAUAAGGGACAAUGGAAACCUCGGAUCAUCGACAAUCCCAAUUAUCAGGGGGAAUGGAUUCAUCCAGAAAUAGACAACCCUGAAUAUAAACCUGACCCCACUCUUUGUCGCUAUUAUAACAUCAGUGUUCUCGGCUUGGACCUUUGGCAGGUGACAUCUGGCAGUAUCUUUGACAAUUUCCUUGUUACAAAUGAUGAAGAGUUCGCUGAAGAGGUUGGCAAUAAGACUUGGGGCAUCAGAAAGGAUGUAGAGAAGCAAUGGAGAGAAUUGUAUGAAGAAAUGGAAAAAAGAAAACAGGAAGAAGAGGACAAGAAGAAAAAGGAAAAGGAGAGGGAACGAGAAGAUGACAUCUGGGGACUUUACGCAGAGGAAGAUGAAGAGGAUGAAGGGGAUGUUGAGGAGGAACCAGAAGAUGACAGGCAGAUGCAGGAAGGUGGCGGUGAAGAAGCAUUUCCGGGUAAAAAUGGAGAAGCCCAUGUUGACCAGAAAGAUGAACUGUAACUAGGGGAAAAAUAGUGAUGCGCAGAAGCAAGGGAUGGUGUUAGAAGGAGAAAUGUUCACACAAUUAGCAAUAUUUGGG